AUGGGGGGGACCGGGGACGGGGGACGGGGGGCGGAGAGCCAGAGCCGAGAGGGGCGGCCUGACGGCGGACAGCAGGGGACGGAGCGGAGCAGACGCCGGCCGGUGUGUGGGCGCACAGGAGCACAGAGCCGCGGCGUGUGUGUGUGUGUUGGGGGGGGACACACACGGGCUCUUCGACUUCUCGGCUGGACCGUAACUUCGGUGGAGAGCUUGUCAGCCACAGCGGCCGAGCCCCUCAGAGGCGCCAUGGCCGUUUUGGAGCGGAGCUGGGUCGCCAACGAAGGAGGGAAACACUUGGUCCUGAUGCUGUGGCUGGGAGCCAACACCUGGCUGUUCCUCAACACUUUCCUGAUGUACUCCACUGGGCCACAGUACCACUACCUCUACAAAAUGCUUGGGCUUGGACUGUGCAUCAGCAGGGCAUCUGCAUCCGUGCUGAACCUGAACUGCAGCCUGGUGCUGUUGCCCAUGUGUCGCUCCCUGCUCACCUUUAUACGAGGAACACACAUGGUUUCAACCAGGAAGACACGCAGAUUACUGGACAAGAGCAAGACCUUUCAUGUUGCAUGUGGCGUCGCUAUUUGCAUCUUUUCUGUCGUGCACGUCUCGGCCCACCUGGUGAAUGUGGCUAACUUCAGCACAAGCUACUCAGAUGACUUCCCUGCUCUCAACUUCGCUCGCUACAGAGGAGAGGACCCCAAGGUGAUUAUUUUGACUACAAUUCCGGGAGUCACCGGUGUCCUUUUGGUUCUCAUCCUCCUCCUAAUGUUCAUGUCCUCCUCCUACUGCAUACGGAUGUCCAACUAUGAGAUCUUCUGGUACACACACAACCUUUUUAUUGUUUUCUACAUCAUCCUGAUGGUGCACAUGGUCGGUGGUGCUUUAAAGUAUCAAACCAACAUAGAUGCCCACCAGCCCGGCUGCCUCAGAGCCAAUCAGAGCCGUCUGGAGCAGCAGGGCGAAGAUCUGGACCCGGCUGAAGUCGAGGAGAGCAGAUGCAGAGAGGAUGCUCACUUCCAGCCACAUGACCCUCAGACAUGGCUGUGGGUGUCCGGUCCUCUCUGUCUCUACUGUGUGGAGCGCGUGUACCGCUACAUCCGGAGCAGCGACCCAGUUACCAUAGUGACAGUCAUCAGGCACCCUUGUGAUGUGAUUGAGUUGCGCAUGCUUAAGAAGAACUUCAAAGCUCGACCUGGACAGUAUAUAAUUCUGAACUGCCCAGGUGUGUCGUCAUUUGAGAACCAUCCCUUCACGCUGACGACAUGUCCCACAGAGAGCAAGGAAACUUUUGGCAUCCAUUUGCGAGUCGUGGGAGACUGGACUGAGCGCCUCUCAAAGCUGUUACUCCCUCCACCAAGGAUAGGCUUGGAGAUCCUUCCCAUCAUGCAGCCAAGGAGAUACCCCAAACUUUACGUUGACGGUCCAUUUGGAAGUCCAUCCCAGGAAGUCUUCAACUAUGACGUCAGUCUUUGUGUUGCUGGUGGAAUCGGAGUCACGCCGUUUGCGUGCGUGCUGCAUGCUCUGCUAGAUGAUUGGAGAGGUUUCAGGUUGCAGAGGUUGUACUUUGUAUGGGUCUGCAGGGAGCUUCAGUCUUUCUACUGGUUUGCAGAUCUGCUGUGUGCCCUGCAUGGAAAGCUUUGGCAGGAGAACAGACCAGAUUACUUCAAUCUGAAGCUGUAUGUCAGUCAGGCGGACAGCCUACAGGGCAUGUCUGAGGAGCGGUACCGCCCACUCACAUCCAGGCUGCAGGUUGGUCGACCAAAGUGGAAGUCGCUUCUUGAUGAGAUUGGAAAGAGCAAUGAACGUAAGCAGGUUGGAGUUUUCUGUUGUGGCCCAAAGGGUAUCUCCAGGACACUGCACAGACUGUGUAACUCUGCCCAAUCCUGUGGCACCACCUUUGAAUUCAACAAAGAGUCUUUCAGCUGAUUUUUACAUCGGACCUGGAUGGUUGUUUUUUUUUUUUCAUUCAUCUUGGGAGACUUCUUGAUCUGAGGCAUAUUUCAGAAAAUCUGGGCUUUAGACUUUUUGUCCUAGUCUGUGAAUCUUCCAGGUGACCUAUCAAAUGUCACUUAUAUAACUGUCCCCCAAAAAAGAAGAGGAAUAAAACUAAAGACGGAGCUUAAAUCACCACACGAGGCCUUUUCCUCUCCAGAGACCAGCCUGUCUCAGGUUCAGCAUGUGAUUCAGGCAACAUUUGGGGAAAAAUGAGGAAAUGAUCGCCCUGUUCAGUCUCCAUUCAUAACCUUCUGUUUUUCUCAAGAUGUUUCUCCUUUACACGCCCCUCUGCUGUCUGCUGAGUCUAGCGUGAGAAAAACAUGACAAACCCAAUAAGGUUACAUGUUACACCAGAGGGAGUCCAUCGUUCCAGGACUGGAGCAUCACUCAGGGAUGAUACAAACUGGUUUUACACUAAUGUUUGACAUGGAGCAAACGUCUCACACAAAGCAGCAGCUGCUAGUGACCACCAAAGAAAGUCAGACUUUAAAAAAAUGUUUAUGUUUUACUUGAGAUCUGACUGGCAUUCAAAGUUUUGUCGUGUUUAAUAAUGGAGUCAAGCCGUUGUUCACUGCAGGAUUAGCUUUUGUUGUACGUUUUUAGAAUUAAUGGGGAUCUUUUACUAAGGCAUUAAAAAUAGCCCUUUAAAAACAAAAAUAAAGAAAAGGAGCAGUUCACUACUGUAAAACUGCUGAUACAUAAAAAUGUCAUUCUACAGUUCAUUUUUGUUUACCUUAGAACCUAGGAGUACAAUGAAAUAUCCGAAGAAUUGCUCUUCAAACUGAGUAGAAGAAGAAACAGAACACAGGGGCCACAUAAUGCUGCCUCUCUGUUACCUUUUGGUUCAGUGUUCUUAUUUAUUUACCAAAGAUUUACCAAGACACCUUUUAUUACAAGUUAAGCCAGUAUUAGUUGUUUUUAGUAUUUCUUUUCACUUCUAUUCUGACUACAGAGUAAAGAAUGUCACAUCAAACCUCUGAGUGUCCACAGGGUUAUUGUUAAUAUUUCAUCCACAGAGUAAAGUUAUUGCCUUUUGCUCUCUUAAAAUGAUGCGCACCUUUUUUGUUUGCCAAUGAAACAAGUAUAUGAUAAAAGAUUGUUACUGUGUAUGAAAAUGUAUGAAAUAUGUGUAAACACUCAAUUACAUGUUGACUCUUAUGUGUGAACUUCUUUUUUAAGAACAAGCAAAUCACGAAAGAAAAGAUCUCUUAUUUAUUGCAUCUUGAUUAAAUGUAUUAUUUCCUAAAAUAUCUCAAUUUGUGACUAAUUU
Molecule: messenger RNA, 3265 nt
Organism: Menidia menidia (Atlantic silverside)
Lineage: Eukaryota; Metazoa; Chordata; Actinopteri; Atheriniformes; Atherinopsidae
Source: the annotation of a GenBank genome assembly